CUACAUUGUUUCUAAGAUUUAAAAUUCUAGCAAAUGUUUUGGGCCCUUGAGCGUCUGAACUAUAACAAGUACCACUAUUUCGAUUAUAACGUGGGACAGGGAGAGAUGUUACAAUGGCUGUUGUGGUUACUGUUGUUGAUGUAAUUAUUGUAGUAGUAUCUGUUGUAGUAGUAGGUACUAUUUCUGUGGUGGUUGUAGGAAUGACCACUUCCGAUGUAGUGGUAAUAGGGACUACUUGCGUAGUGGUAGUAGGUACUAAUUCUGUGGUGGUAGUAGGAACUGACACUUCCUCAGUGGUGGUCACAGAGAUUACUUGCGUGGUGGUUGUAGGAAUGACCACUUCCGAUGUAGUGAUAAUAGGGACUAUUUGCGUAGUAGUAGCAGUAGAGGUAGUUGUCAACGUAUUGGUACAAUCAUUGGCAUUAUGAUCUGGAUGAGGAUUACAUCCUUGGAAGGCGUCGCAGGUGCCGCCAAUAGCGUGGUAAUUGUGGAUUUCAACACCGGCACUCAAGUUGAACCAAGUAUAGUCCCUACCUACGACGGUACCAGCAAAGUUACCUGUAGAACCAUCAAUAAUGUGGGCUACAAAUAGAAGAGAGAAUGGAGUUAUUAGGCUUUUU
This is a messenger RNA of Mycotypha africana, 620 nucleotides long. RefSeq lists its product as uncharacterized. The record is from RefSeq and is a predicted model, not a curated record. NCBI's taxonomy places the organism in Eukaryota, Fungi, Mucoromycota, Mucoromycetes, Mucorales, Mycotyphaceae. The transcript has 2 exons. The coding region runs from base 114 to 428 and encodes 104 amino acids.